This is a messenger RNA of Zymoseptoria tritici IPO323, 3312 nucleotides long. RefSeq lists its product as uncharacterized. Bases 1 to 3312 code for a protein of 1103 amino acids. Gene Ontology annotation, molecular function: nuclear import signal receptor activity; small GTPase binding. Lineage: Eukaryota; Fungi; Ascomycota; Dothideomycetes; Mycosphaerellales; Mycosphaerellaceae. Gene Ontology annotation, cellular component: cytoplasm; nucleus. The record is from RefSeq and is a predicted model, not a curated record. The transcript is spliced from 3 exons. Gene Ontology annotation, biological process: protein import into nucleus.
AUGUCGACUCUUCCGGCAGAGGUGCACACCGCGCUGGGUCAGCUGCUGGGCGGACUGCAGUCGACGGACAAUGGCAUUCGCACGCAGGCAGAAGAGGCGUUGAACACAGAAUGGGUUUCCCAGCGGCCGGAUGUGCUGCUCAUGGGCCUUGCAGAGCAAAUGGCAGGCUCAACGGAUGAAGGAACUCGCGCCUUCGCCGCCGUCAUCUUCCGCCGCAUCUCCACCCGAACCACGAAGGAAGCCGCUUCUGGCGAGAACAAGGAGAUUUUCCUGCAGCUCAGCCACCAGUCGAAGCAAUCCGUCCGGAGCAAACUGCUGGAGUGCUACGCUCGCGAAGACGCCAAACCCGUGCGGAACAAAUUGGCCGACGCUGUUGCUGAGAUUGCGCGCCAAUACACAGACGAGACGAUACCCAGCCCGGACGGCUCGCGAGAUACCUGGCCAGACUUGCUCAAUGCGCUCUAUCAAGCCAGCCAGUCUCCAGACGCAACGAUGCGAGAGUCUGCGUUCCGUAUUUUUGAGACAACACCAGGAAUCAUCGAGAAACAGCAUGAGGAGGUCAUCAUUGCGGUGUUCCAGAAGGGAAUCAAGGACGAGGACAUGAGUGUGAGGAUUGCGACUAUGACCGCUUUCUCGUCUUUCUUCCAGUCGCUCAACAAGAAGUCUCAACUCAAGUACUACGGUCUUGUCCCGGACAUCCUCGGAGUCCUCGUGCCUUUGAAGGAAGGCCGCCAGUCCGAAAUGUUGACCAAGGCAUUGAUGGCUGUUAUCGAACUUGCCGAAGUCGCUUCGAAAGCGUUCAAGGGAGUCUUCGGGCCGCUCGUGACAAUCACUAUUGAGAUGAUCGCCGAUAAAGAGUUGGACGAUCAGGCACGCCAGAAUGCGCUUGAGCUGAUGGCUACAUUUGCCGAUUACAACCCGAAGAUGUGCAAGCAGGACAAGAACUACAUCGAGUCAAUGGUAACACAAUGUCUCUCGAUGAUGACCGAUGUUGGUCAGGACGAUCCCGAUGCGGAGGAAUGGAAUGCGCAGGAGGAUGUAGACUUUGACGAGAGCGACUCCAACCACGUUGCGGGCGAGCAGACCAUGGACAGACUGGCGAACAAGAUUGGCGGCAAGGAUUUGCUACCACCAACCUUCACAUGGCUUCCGAGGAUGCUGCAGUCCGGCUCGUGGAAUGACAAGCACGCAGCGCUGAUGUGCAUUUCUGCCAUCUCCGAAGGAUGUGCCGAGAUCAUGGAGAACGAGCUGGAUCAGGUCCUUCAGCUGCUCAUGCCGACACUUCGUGAUGAGCACCCUCGUGUUCGUUGGGCAGCCUGCAAUGCUCUCGGUCAGAUGAGUACCGACUUCAAGGGCACCAUGCAGACCAAAUACCACUCCGUGGUCCUUCCCGCGCUGAUUGAGACUUUGGCCGCUCCCGAACCAAGAGUGCAGUCUCACGCAGCGGCGGCACUUGUCAACUUCUGUGAGGAGGCUGAAAAAGAGAUUCUCGAGCCGUACCUGGACAGACUUCUCACCAAUCUCAUGCAACUGUUGCGCAAUGACAAACGCUUCGUUCAAGAGCAGGCAUUGUCAACCAUUGCCACGGUGGCCGACUCUGCCGAGAGCACUUUUGGCAAGUGGUACCCUGAGCUCAUGCCAGCGCUAUUUUCCGUGCUUCAAGAGCCAAACGAGCGCGACAAGCGUCUUCUCCGCGCAAAAGCUAUGGAGUGCGCAACUCUCAUCGCUCUCGCCGUCGGAAAGGACCGCAUGGGUCAAGAUGCGCUCAAUCUCGUGCAACUGCUCGGAGGCGUCCAAGCGAACAUUGUCGACGACGAUGACCCGCAAGAGAGCUAUUUGUUGCACUGCUGGGGUAGGAUGUGCCGUGUUCUUGGUCAAGACUUUGUGCCUUACCUUGCGACCGUCAUGCCGCCGCUUAUGAAGCUUGCCCAAGCCAAGGCCGACAUUCAGCUGCUCGAUGAUGAGGAGAACGUUGCGCAGAUCGAGCAGGAAGAGGGUUGGGAGCUUGUGCCUCUCAAGGGCAAAUACAUCGGCAUCAAGACCAGCACGCUCGAUGACAAGUUCAUGGCUAUUGAGCUCAUUACGGUGUAUGCCCAGAACCUCGAGGCAGGCUUCGCUCCGUAUGUCAUUGAGAUCAUGGAGAAGGUUGCCAUUCCUGGACUGGCCUUCUUCUUCCACGAUCCUGUGCGCGUCGCAUCUGCCAAGGCCGUGCCACAACUUCUCAAUUCCUACAAGGUCGCAUACGGUGUCAACUCGCAAGAAUACCUCACUCUCUGGAAGGGCACCAUCGAGAAGGUGCUUGAAGUGCUGGAAACUGAGCCUGCCAUCGAGACGCUCGCGGAGAUGUACCAGUGCUUCUACGAAUCAGUGGAGGUGUCCGGCAAGGACUCUUUGUCCAACGACCACAUGGGCGUCUUCAUCACCUCCGCCGAGACCGUGUUGAAGGACUACCAGGAGCGUGUCAAGGAGCGCGCUGAGGAAGCCAAGGAGCGAGAAGAUGGCGAAGAGCCAGGCGAGGACUUCGAAUUCGCUGUCGAAGACGACCAGACUUUGCUUUCCGACAUGAACAAGGCGUUCCACACGAUCUUCAAGCACCAAGGACAAACAUUCCUCCCUCACUGGGAGCGGCUUCUCAACUACUACGACCUCUUCGUUACGAAUCAAGAUCCUACACAACGCCAAUGGGCGCUCUGCAUUCUCGACGAUGUCCUCGAAUUCUGCGGCCCUGCUUCGUGGAACUACUACUCCCACAUCGCGCAGCCGCUCGUUGAUGGUAUGCGGGACGACCAGGCUGCUAACCGCCAAGCUGCAUGCUAUGGUGUUGGUGUCGCCGCUCACAAGGGUGGUCAGCAGUGGGCCGAGUUCGCCGCUGGCAGCUUACCGAUUUUGUUCGAUGUCACCCGCCGACCCAAUGCUCGCAGCGAGGACGAUGCGUUUGCCACGGAGAACGCUUGCGCGAGUAUAGCCAAGGUUUUGCACUUCAACCACGCAAAGGUGCAGAACAUCCCCGACGUCGUCAACGCCUGGGUCGAUACGCUGCCUGUGGUCAACGACGAGGAAGCGGCUCCGUAUGCGUAUUCUUUCCUCGCGCAAUUGAUUGAUGAGCAAGCCCCGGCCGUCAUGCAAAAGGCCUCUCAAUGCUUCCAGUACAUCGCACAAGCCCUCGAAGCGGAGACGCUGCAGGGUCAAAUGGCACAGCGAAUUGUCGGCGCCGGUCGGAAACUUAUUGCUACUGCGGGUCUUGACGCGAGUGCGCUUUUGAACGGAUUGCCGCCAGAGACGCAGAAUACUGUGAGGACUAUGUUUGGUUGA